CCAUUGGCCAGGUAUUUGGUCCUCUUCAGGACAUGAGCUCUGGCCGAGCGAAGAGGAGCACAUUAUGCUUUCAGGUUUGUGGAGGCGCUGCUGGGUCAGGUGGUCUUACAUUCUAGACACGUAAAUAACAGAAUCACGUUGGAUUGUUGGAAGAAUCUCCAGUUCUCUGCUGACCUUCGUGACGCAGGCACCUUCACCUGAGACCAAACGUCUUUCUUGUACCUGGAAAAAUAAGAGGAAAGAUGUCCCUGAGCGCUCUCUCCCCGAUCGUCUACCAGCUGCGAGAAGGCCUCAAGAACAUCGGCUUCUUCGGCUGGGAAGGCGUCACGGAAAGGUUCGAAUCUUCGCAAUUCUCGGGGGCCGGUCCGGAGGUCAUUAUGAUCGUGUCAUUAGCUACGAUCACCUUCUUUUUCAUCAUGGACGUCGCCACCAGCGGCAGAAACUUGGCCGUUUCUUCUGCAGAUGUGUGGGAGAAAUUCAGAGGCUUCAUGGCUUUGGAUAACAUCGAACGGGGAAGUCGUUCGCUCCGGCCCAUGGUUGAGGUCCUCGACGCAUUAGCGAUGGCUGCCAGAAAAUGGGGCGAAUAUGAAGAGGAAGAAGAAGCUGUCCAGAACCGAGCUUUCUCCUGAAGAAGGUGACUGUAGUUGGUUUUCACUGAAGAGACUGGGGAUCAUAUAUAAUAAUUCCCUAUCCUUUUUUUUUUACCCAUUACUAUUUAUUUUAACGUCAUGUUAUCCUUGUUUUAGUUCGUGUCCUUUGUGUUGACCAAUACUUGUUUUUUGAUAUGGAAUAUUUAUUAUCUGUUUUAAUAAAAAGCCAUUUUUUAAAACUUUCGUUUCAUACUUCCUUGUCUUUAAUAGAUUAAAAAACGAAU
Molecule: messenger RNA, 874 nt
Organism: Macrobrachium nipponense
Lineage: Eukaryota; Metazoa; Arthropoda; Malacostraca; Decapoda; Palaemonidae
Exons: 3
Coding region: 243-629 (128 amino acids)
Source: RefSeq, a predicted model, not a curated record